Molecule: messenger RNA, 468 nt
Organism: Colletotrichum chrysophilum
Lineage: Eukaryota; Fungi; Ascomycota; Sordariomycetes; Glomerellales; Glomerellaceae
Exons: 2
Coding region: 1-468 (155 amino acids)
Source: RefSeq, a predicted model, not a curated record
AUGGACCCCAUAUCGAUCGCUGCGACUGCAGCGUCACUAGCAGGAGCUGCUGGAAGCACUGCUAUUGUGUUGAUUCGACUGGCCAAAAAGGUCAAGAAUGUGGACAUCAAACUAUCAGAGACUUGCGCAGAGGUCCAAAAGCUGUCUGGACUCCUUGUGUCCGUGGACAAGACAGUGAGGCAGUGCCAGACACACGUACCGUCACUUCUAUAUUUUUAUCACAACAUAUGGGGACAGAUUGGAGACACCUUAGUAGACUGCAAGUCCAACAUCGCUGGUCUCGAUCAGCUUCUCAGAAAACUCAGCGUACAUUUCGACGCGGAAGGCAAUUCGCUUGCAACACUUCUCAGAAAAACAAACUUCUAUUUCAUCCUGAGUAUCCACAAGGAAGAGAUUCAAGACUACAAGGUCAAGAUCUUCAAUUCAAACUGGGCUAUUCAGAUGACUUUGCAGUUGGUAACCAUGUAA